This is a messenger RNA of Zophobas morio, 1202 nucleotides long. RefSeq lists its product as uncharacterized. The transcript is spliced from 11 exons. Bases 349 to 1125 code for a protein of 258 amino acids. Gene Ontology annotation, biological process: centrosome cycle; spindle assembly. Gene Ontology annotation, molecular function: microtubule minus-end binding. The record is from RefSeq and is a predicted model, not a curated record. NCBI's taxonomy places the organism in Eukaryota, Metazoa, Arthropoda, Insecta, Coleoptera, Tenebrionidae. Gene Ontology annotation, cellular component: HAUS complex.
GUAUCGUUUAGAAUUUGGGUUUAUAAGAAUUGGUGAUACGGCAUUGUGGAUGUACUCGAUAAUUACGGUUUUUCCUAGUUAUUAAAUAAGUCUUUAAUUACGUCUAGGAGAAAACUGUAUGCAACGGAAUUUACCUCAUGAAUUUUGAAAGUACAGGUUUCAAAGAUUUGAACCUUAAAGAACUUUACACUUCCACUGUUCUCAAUCUCUCACAACUUAAUUGUCCUUUAGUCGAAGACGUGCUUAAAAUUUAAAAAGGCAAGUUUUAAAAGUGUGCUUUUUUCUGAUUAUUUCUUUGUACAGGACGUUUGCUCGGAGGAGGUAAUCUAUAAAGAUGGGACUACCAGGAUGGCCUUGUUGGAGUGGCUUCUUAACAAAAUUUUUGAUUUAAAUCCGGAUCCUUUUGAAACAUUUAAUGCAAAAAUAUUACGUUUAACGAAGUUAUUGUCAUCUUUAGGAUUUUGCGAAGAAAAUGACUUUACCUUCGUAGAGGGUUCGACUACUGAAACGAAGCCUCAAGUUUUUUUAUUUUAUAACUUAAGCCAGUAUGCAAAAAUUUCUUCCGAAUUUACCGCUAACGGUUUGGAAGAGAAAGUACGCUCCUGCUGUGUCUUCCUAGACGCUCUUGGGCAUCAUCGAGGAGCCUCCGAGAUAUUCGCUUCAGACGUGAAUUUUCUGCCCCUUGAUGUUCGUAGAGACCUUCCUUCAAAUAUAAUUUCAAAAUCACAGUUAGAGGAAAUGCUGAACAGUAUCAGAAGGAACAUGCAUGAUCUUAAACUAAAAUUAGAGAAUAUCUCUUCCUGUGGCCAAUCAUCUUGUUUGUGUGAGAAUACCAACCUUCUGAAGGAUAAUAUUAAUAACUUAACAACUUUAAUUAAAGAUUGUUACGCGCUUAUGGACCAGUUUAAUAGCAAAUUUACGAUAACUCUUGAGCCUUGGUCUACUAAAACUUCCCCUCGAACCCUGGGGAUCGAAGAGCUGGCUCGCAAGUUGUCCACACAUUCUCAUUCACUAUUGAAUAUAUUAAGUUCUCUAGAUUCUAUUGAAAAAGACCAUUAUCAGCUCAUACGACUUUCUUUCGAGUUGGAUGCUCUGACGGAAAAGGCUAAAAUGUUUAGACUUUAAAAAAAAGAAUCUCGGUAACAGACCCCCGUUAUCUUAUAAAAGUAAUAAGAUUUAAUAAAUGUCUAAGAUGUUAUACA